Chionomys nivalis (European snow vole) is the source of this 1013-nucleotide messenger RNA. It is a transcript of the gene Mtln, whose product is annotated as mitoregulin. The transcript has 2 exons. The coding region runs from base 17 to 187 and encodes 56 amino acids. The record is from RefSeq and is a predicted model, not a curated record. Gene Ontology annotation, cellular component: mitochondrial inner membrane. NCBI's taxonomy places the organism in Eukaryota, Metazoa, Chordata, Mammalia, Rodentia, Cricetidae. Gene Ontology annotation, biological process: positive regulation of mitochondrial membrane potential.
GUUCCUCCUUGCUGCAAUGGCGGAUGUGUCAGAGAGGACGCUGCAGGUGUCCGUGCUAGUGGCUUUCGCCUCUGGAGUGGUCCUCGGCUGGCAGGCGAAUCGGCUGCGGAGGCGUUACCUGGACUGGAGGAAGCGGAGGCUGCAAGACAAGCUGGCGACAACUCAGAAGAAGCUGGACCUGGCCUGAGCGCGCGCGGCGUCCCAAGCCCUCUGGGUCCUCACUCCCCAAGUCCCACGCGGCCCGGAUCCGCUUGUCGAAGAUGGAUAAAAAGCACUGGAAAGAAAGCAUUUCUUCUUGCACUUUAUGAAUCUAUUUUUAAAAUAAAAAGAUUAAACAACCUUGAAUCUUUUCCCUCCUCCCAGAGGAAAUGAAUAUUUUGCCUACCAUUCAGUUUGCUGCAGCAAAAGAUCUGGAGCCUGAAAGUAGAGGCCUUAAGGAAUCUUUCACAUCCUCGGUACAGCCUGGAGGCAGCUCUGACCCAGGAACCAUUCUGUGUUCUUUUUCUAGAUGUAGUCAGAAAAGAUAGGAGCUAUGGCAGAUGACUGAAGUAAAGAUUAUAGAUAUUUGCACUUUGAAGAAUGAACAUUUAAGAUAUUUAAGAAUAAACAUUUAAGAUAUUUUCACUUUGAAGAAUGAAAGUUUACUGCAAAUGUUGAGUGUAAAAACUAUGUCUAAACGUGGAAUGUAUGUAUAAAAGAGAAACCUUUGAGUAGAGCUUAAUGAUAAACGCCAGUCAUAACGAGUGCCCAAGUUCCAGGCUGUUUAUUUAUAAGAUGCAUCUCUGAUGUGCUGUCCUCAUUUUUAAGAAAAUCAGUUUUGAGGUAACCCAGACCCAGAAAGACAAUUAUCAUAUGUACUCAUAAGUGGUUUUUAAACAAAGCAAAGAAAACCAGCCCAUAAAUCACAACCCCAGAGAACCUAGACAACAAAGAGGACCCUAAGAUACACAUAAGUGGAUCUAAUCUACAUGGGAAGUAGAAAAAGACAAGAUCUCCUGAGUAAAUUGGGAGCA